AUGGAGAAACUUGAAGACAGCCCUGCAGAAGCCGCGGCAAGUCCUUGGGAUUCAUCCUCGUCGCAGUAUCCGUUAGGGGCCUACUGCUCUGUACACCUUUGCAAUCGUACACUUUUGUGUUGUGUUGCUACGGUAUUAACGUAUUUCUGUGCCACUGACAGCCAGUCUCAUGAGGGGAUGAAGGAAAGCCACCGCUGGUCACGCCACUCUGUAAGGUUAGGGGCGAUCGAGAUCGCCAAGCAUCGACCUUACCCUUUUGCUUCCUUUGGCAAGAGACUUGAGUUCGCCAGUCCGGUGCUGCGCAGCCGCCCUGCCAUAUCAUGGGUCCCCGGCUGCACACCUGUUUUUCCCCCAUUGGCUCUUUCCAUCGACGCUGCAUCGUACACUUUUGUUUGA
Molecule: messenger RNA, 396 nt
Organism: Aspergillus steynii IBT 23096
Lineage: Eukaryota; Fungi; Ascomycota; Eurotiomycetes; Eurotiales; Aspergillaceae
Exons: 5
Coding region: 1-396 (131 amino acids)
Source: RefSeq, a predicted model, not a curated record